AUGGACAUUGACAUGAGCCGCCGGAACAAGACGCCUCGUCCUCUCUCAGACAAGGAACGAUCGCGUCUCGAAGAAUACAUUGACUCUAUCCACUACUCCAACAGAUACAACGACAGCGAGUACGAAUACCGUCACGUGCAGCUGCCCAAAGCCAUGCUCAAGGCCAUCCCGGAAGACUAUCAAGAUGCUCAAAAAGGGACAUUGAAGCUGCUAUGGGAAGAGGAGUGGCGCGCGCUAGGUAUCACACAGAGCUUGGGAUGGGAACACUACGAGGUCCACGAGCCCGAACCGCACAUUCUCCUGUUCAAGCGCCCAAUCAACUACCAGCCCCCGCAGUGA
Beauveria bassiana ARSEF 2860 is the source of this 339-nucleotide messenger RNA. Its product is annotated as cyclin-dependent kinase regulatory subunit. Gene Ontology annotation, molecular function: protein kinase binding; ubiquitin binding; cyclin-dependent protein serine/threonine kinase activator activity. The coding region runs from base 1 to 339 and encodes 112 amino acids. Gene Ontology annotation, biological process: regulation of mitotic cell cycle. Lineage: Eukaryota; Fungi; Ascomycota; Sordariomycetes; Hypocreales; Cordycipitaceae. The record is from RefSeq and is a predicted model, not a curated record. Gene Ontology annotation, cellular component: cyclin-dependent protein kinase holoenzyme complex; SCF ubiquitin ligase complex. The transcript is spliced from 4 exons.